CUAAAUUUGAUUAUUUGUUUUUAAAAAAUUCCUAAAUCAAUUAUAAAUAAAUUGUUACAAAUUAAUUCAUUUUAUUCAAUAAUUUUGAUAAAUGUGUAGAAUAUUCAAUACUCAUCUUCAUACAUUAUUUUCCCAGUUUCCUCAUCGCAAACUUUAAAAUAUUAUAAAAUUAUACCACAAUAUAUAUGGCCGAAUGUAAAAGUAUUGCACAGUUCAAUUUAGAGUCACAGCCUGACUGUAUUAGGGUGUUCCCCUUUGAGAAUCCUUCAGAUUCUAUACUUUCCGGCUCCUUUGUAGUAGGUUGUUACCGCUACGAUGAACUUCGUAACCACAGAGAAGGAUGCCUCCUCUUUUUUAACCCUUCAAAUUACCUUAACCAUCUGUUGUCUGGAUUUUCUUUUCCUAAAAAGCCUGAACUUUACUACUUUGGUCAUGAUAUUGGUGGUAUUUUAUCCUGUUAUUGGACCAAAUUUGAUCAAGGCUACGCCAUUUCCUGUAUUUCUACCAAGUGUAUACUAGCUCAAUAUUCCAUCAAGUCAUCAAAUCCAAACUCAUCAGAAUCAGAUGGACACAAAUUUGAAAUUUCUAAAAUCAAUGAGAUAAAGUUAACAGGGGAUCCUCAUACAAUUCCCCUGUCAUUAUCAACUUUUGAUGACCAUGGCAGUUCAAUGUGUGUUACUUGCGAUACCGGUCACUGUUAUGUGGUUAGAAAUUCCGAAGUUAUAAACUGGCGAGCAUGCAAAUUUCAAACUUGGACAAGUUCAUUUCACCCUGAAAAUUCCAAUUUAAUCCUUACUGGUUCUGAUGAUUCUAAAGUACGAUUGUUUGAUCUUCGAUCUGGAUUUGAUCAAAUUGAUUCAUUUUCCUGUCACGAAUCGGGAGUUACAACAAUUCAGUUUUUGCCUCAAUCAACCAACUUAUUCUAUACUGGCGGAUUCGAUAAGGUUUUGGUUAAAUAUGAUUUCCGAAAACUUGUCACACAUGUUGAAUCACUUAAAACUACAACUCCAAUUUGGUAUUUGGACUUUAUAACCUAUAAAAAUGGCACUCUGGAAUCACUUCACGUAUCAGGAUGUCAUGAUGGAUCCGCUCUUUACAACACUUCAGGCGAGCUCAUUUCCACAUUCAAACCACCAAACUGUCUCAUCUACUCCACUUCUCACGUUAAACUCUCAUCAACGUUACUUACCUCUUGUGAUUUCUAUAAUAAAAGUCUUCAUUUCUACCUCUAAUUACACUAUUAAUAUACCAUGUAUUUUACACCA
Messenger RNA from Theileria parva strain Muguga, 1265 nucleotides. Its product is annotated as WD domain G-beta repeat protein. The coding region runs from base 186 to 1232 and encodes 348 amino acids. NCBI's taxonomy places the organism in Eukaryota, Apicomplexa, Aconoidasida, Piroplasmida, Theileriidae. Gene Ontology annotation, molecular function: protein binding. The record is from RefSeq and is a predicted model, not a curated record. The transcript is spliced from 10 exons.